Molecule: messenger RNA, 4575 nt
Organism: Indicator indicator
Lineage: Eukaryota; Metazoa; Chordata; Aves; Piciformes; Indicatoridae
Gene: ASXL1
Product: ASXL transcriptional regulator 1
Exons: 13
Coding region: 1-4575 (1524 amino acids)
Biological process (GO): animal organ morphogenesis; positive regulation of transcription by RNA polymerase II
Cellular component (GO): PR-DUB complex
Molecular function (GO): peroxisome proliferator activated receptor binding; chromatin binding; DNA binding
Source: RefSeq, a predicted model, not a curated record
AUGAAGGAGAUGAAGCAGCGGAGGAAGAAGGAGCGCACGUGGGCCGAGGCCGCCCGCCUGGUGCUGGAAAAUUACUCUGAUGCUCCUAUGACCCCAAAACAGAUUCUGCAGGUCAUAGAGGCUGAAGGACUGAAGGAAAUGAGGAGUGGCACCUCUCCCCUGGCCUGUCUCAACGCCAUGCUGCACUCCAACUCCCGGGGAGGUGAUGGCCUCUUCUACAAGCUGCCUGGACGUAUCAGCCUCUUCACACUCAAGAAGGAUGCCCUGCAGUGGUCCCGGAAUCUCUCGGUGCCAGAAGGGGAGGAGCUGGAGGAUGCAGUGGAUGCAGAGAGCUGUGGGUCCAAUGAGGCCAGCACUGUGAGUGGUGACAACGAUGUGUCUCUUGACGAAACCUCCUCCAACGCCUCCUGUUCCACUGAGUCUCAGAGCAAGGCUCCUGCUGCUACCCGGGAGAGCUACAGGACUGCCUCCCAGGCAAGCAAACAGAAGAAGAAGACGGGGGUGAUGCUGCCACGUGUUGUGCUGACACCACUGAAAGUCAACGGAGCACACAUGGAGUCUGCCUCCGGCUUCACAGGCAGGCAUGCUGAUGGGGAGAGCAGCAGCACCUCCAGCAGCAGCAGCAGCUCCUUGGCCCUCUGCAAAGCCUCCUUGCGCAGCAGAACAGAAAUCAACAGGGAUCCUCCGCAGCUGCUGAGAGGCAUCCGAAAGCCCACAGCAGGGCAGAUGAAACGAAACCGUGGUGAGGACAUUGACUUUGAAACCCCUGGGUCCAUCCUGGUCAACACGAACCUGCGAGCCCUCAUCAACUCCAGAACCUUCAACGCUCUGCCCUCCCACUUCCAGCAGCAGCUGCUCUACCUCCUUCCUGAGGUGGACAGACAGGUGGGGGCCGACGGCUUGAUGCGGCUCAGUGGCAGCGCUCUCAACAAUGAGUUCUUCACCCACGCCGCCCAGAGCUGGAGGGAGAGGCUGGCUGAUGGUGAAUUCACCCACGAGAUGCAAGUUCGAAUUCGGCAGGAGAUGGAAAAGGAAAAGAGAGUGGAGCAAUGGAAGGAGAAAUUCUUUGAGGAUUACUAUGGACAAAAGUUGGGCUUGACCCAAGAAGAAUCCCAGGAGCAGAAUCUGGUGCAGGAAGAUGCAGAGAACAGGACAGGGCUGGCUGUGAAGGGGGAGGCUCGGGUGACGCGCGGCCCCGCGGCUCGGCAGCGGGAUGGACGCUUCCGGAAGCGCUCGCGGCCGGACCUGCGCUGCAGGGCCAGGAGGAGCCUCUACAAGCUGCGGGAGGCUGAGCAAGCAGAGGCCUCCAAGGAGGCUGCUCCUGCAGCCCCAGAUUCCUCCCUUCACAAAGAGACCAAGCCCGAGGCAGAGCUGAAGAAGGAGGACCCGCUGAGCCCUUCGGCUGCGGCGCUGAAGCCGGAGAGUUCCGAAUCCCAUCUCUCUCCAGAGGCUUCCAAACUCCACGGGAAAUCUGAAGAGCCCUCCUUGGCAGCUGCCAACAGAAUUCCCACUUUGCCCCAGGAGAACUCUGCUCGGGAUUCCAAGGACCAGAAGAGGAAAUGCUUUGAGGAGGCUGCCUCUGCAUCCUUCCCCGAAAAGAAGCCCCGGCUUGAAGAUCGUCAGUCCUUUCGUAACACAAUUGAAAGUGUUCACCCAGAAAAGCCACAGCCUACUAAAGAGGAGCCCAAAGUCCCACCCAUCCGGAUUCAACUUUCACGUAUCAAACCACCCUGGGUGGUUAAGGGUCAGCCCACUUACCAGAUCUGCCCUCGCAUCAUCCCCAGCUCGGAGCCCUCUGGCCGGGGCCGCAGUGGCGCCAGGACCCUCGCAGACAUCAAAGCCAGGGCCCUGCAGGCCCGAGCCCAGCGGGAGGCUGCCGCAGCCGCUGCCAUCGGAGGGGGUGGUGGCCCAGGGGGAGGGAGAAGCCCUGACGAAGGAGGCGGAGGAGGAGAAGGCAGCAGCCGGCCCGGGCACAGGAGAUCCAAGAGGACUCGCGGAAAGCGUUCGGCAGAUCUGCAGCGAGCACAACUACUGUCGCCUCGCCAGCUGAGGGGGCAGCAGCUGCACUCCCAGCUGCCUGCUCGGGAGGAUGACUCCAAGGCCUUCCUCUCCUCCAGGCCAGGCUCCUUCUCCUCAGCUGGCGAGGGAAGCGGAGCUGCGGAGCACGGUGCGGGCGCUGGCUCAGGGGAGGCUCAGCCUGCUAGUGGGUCACCUAGAAGGGCCUGUGAGGAUUUGACUGGGUCAGCAACUUGUGAGAGACAGGAGAAGGGCCCUGAGCAGCUCCCCUCUGACCCAAGGACCAAAACCCCAUCCUGUGGAGCACCACAGGAGGGGCAGAGGAGGGAGCCAAGCAGUGUGGUUCCUCCAGUGAACGGCCUGUGGUGUUCUCAGGUGCAGGGAGCUGCUGUGCUUGGUCCUGGGGCAGGUGGGCUUGGGUCAGAACUCAAAGCUGGUGGUGGUGCUCCUGCUGUCCAGCUGGCUCAGCACUCCAGCCUGAAGGGAAAUGCUUCCAGCUGUCCUGCUCUGCUGCCAGAAUUGUCACCAGCUGGUAAAGAAUGCCACCAGCCAGAAAAGGUGUCUAGGUUUAGAGUGAAUGGCUCAGAGACACUGGUGGAGAAAGGUGGCACUGGCAGUGGUGACUCCAAAGCAGUGGAGCAGGAGGUCCCUGGCCUGGGCAGCUUUGCAGACCUGCAGGCAGAGAGAGUGAGUGAGGGCAAACUAUGGCAUGAGGAACAGAAGAUGGAGUCUGUGGUGGAACCUCCCCACGAUGGCCUUGUUUCUCAGAACAGGAUCAAUACCUCUGACAAUCUGCAGCUGAGGGACAGGUGCCCCAGAACAGGACCAGAAGAUGCCCAUCAGGGAGAGCCUGAAGAGCUGCAGCCAAAGGGAGAUGCUGAGGUGCAGAGCACACACAGCGAGACGACAGACACCGCUUCUGACUUGGAAGCUGAGGAGAGCACAGAGCUGGAUGCCUGUGGCAGAGGUGGUGGCUGCAGGGAGCUGGCUGGGAAGGGCUCCUCUUGUGGCAGCAGCACUGAGGGCUGUGACAGGAUCAGCUCAGGACCACCUGUGGAAGCAGAGGGCCUGGUCUGUGCCGGGGCCUUCCCCGAAGCGCUCAGCACCACAGCUGCAGCUCAGAGGUGGGCAUCACACGCACCAAUGCCCCAGAAAGCUGAGAGGCCAGGAGGUCCUGCUCAGUCUGUGUCCUCUGUGGAAACCAACAACCCCCUGGUGAUGCAGCUGCUGAAGGGGAAGCUUGCUGUGGAAGAAGCUCUCCCAGGCUCUCCCAGCACCGCCAAGCUGGAUGUGGCACAGCCGGCGCUGGACACGCGGUCGGAAAGCCUCUCCCUGCCAGUGGAGAGAGGCAGCAGUCGCUGUUUGGCCAAGGAAUCUCCUCCAGAUGUAGGAAUAAAGACAAGUGCCCGAAGCAGGAGUGAUGACUUCCACUCAAUGAGAUCUUCUGGAGAUCCCCAGGAGAAGUGUGGGUCAGGGGCAGCAUUGCCUAGAGCUGAGGGUGCAGAGCAUGAAUCUGUUCUAGAAAAACAUUCCAAAGUUGGGUCAGCUUUAAGCUGCCAAGACCAAGUGGCAAGUGUGGCAAGUGCCUCUCAGAAGCCUGAAGAUCUGGGACCUCUGGGAAGAACAUUUCCCUCCUGUAGCUUUGAGGAGCAGAAGGAGUUGCCCAAGGUCCAUCGGGUGCCACAGCACAACCUCUUAACGACCAUCACCACAAAUAAAAGCCCAGAGAAGCUGAAAGCAUCUACAGAGCCUCAGUUUUUAUCUCCAACUAUCCCUUCUCUUGGUCCAAAUCAGACAGGAGGUGCAUCAGGCAGUAAAAAUUACAUUGGGGUUCAAGGCAAGAAGCUCUUUGGCUCUGGCUUCCCUUGCAGCCCCAGCGUUCGCCUGCAGCACCCCAGGGCUUUAGAUCCUGCUUCAGCCAUGGGAGCCUCAUCCCCCAGCAAGCAGAGUCCUCUGGAGAAGAGCUGUGUGGCAGGAGAGGGCUCGGUGGCUGCGAGGGAUGGGUGGAUCUCAAAGCACCACAGCACCCCCCUGGGAGCAGGCAAGACCGAGAAGGGCUCAGCGUGCAACAGCCUGGCCAAGAGCAACGCCGAGAACAGGAGCGGCGCGGCCGGGACCCCCGCGGAGCUGUGGGAGCCGCCGCAGGGCGGUCCCCUGGCCAGGGACCUGCCCUUCCUCAAGCUUUCCAGGGAAGCAGGAAAGGGACAGAGUCAGCCAUUGGAGCCUUCUUCCAUCCCCUCUCAGCUCAACAUCAAGCAGGCGUUUUACGGGAAGCUGUCGAAGCUGCAGCUGAAGCCCGGCAGCCUGGGCUGCUCCCCGGGGGCUCCGGCGUUCCCCCGCAGCCUGGCCGGCAGCGUGGUGCAGCUGAGCCGCAGGGCCAGCCGCGGCGCCGCCCUCUCCGUCCAGAUGUUUGCUGACAGCAGCAGCAUGGAGGAGAUCUCCUUCAAGUGCUCCUGCAGCCUGAAAGCCAUGAUCAUGUGUAAAGGCUGCGGGGCCUUCUGCCACGACGACUGCAUAGGACCCUCCAAGCUCUGUGUACUGUGCCUUGUGGUGAGAUAA